Pseudophryne corroboree (corroboree frog) is the source of this 2620-nucleotide messenger RNA. RefSeq names its product apelin receptor early endogenous ligand (gene APELA). The record is from RefSeq and is a predicted model, not a curated record. Gene Ontology annotation, biological process: apelin receptor signaling pathway; heart development. NCBI's taxonomy places the organism in Eukaryota, Metazoa, Chordata, Amphibia, Anura, Myobatrachidae. The transcript has 3 exons. Gene Ontology annotation, molecular function: apelin receptor binding. Bases 61 to 225 code for a protein of 54 amino acids.
CAAGGAAUUAAUACAUCAGCUCCCUAUCUCGUGGGGAUUCCCAGUCCCAAAGGGGAAAAAAUGGAAUUUCAGAAAUUAUUUUACGUUCUAUUAAUCAUCCUGAUGAGUCUGCUACUUAUUCAUGGACAAAAACCAGCAAACUUUGGUCAACGGAGAAGAAUACAUAGACACAACUGUUUCCUGAAAAGGUGUAUGCCUCUUCAUUCCAGAGUGCCCUUUCCCUGAGGCUGAAAUUGCUGAGCGAUUUCUGGAGGAUGUGACAGAACAAGAAAUGGUGUUAUUUAUUAAUGUGUACUUGUGCUUGACGGAUAAACAUCUCCAUGAAUGUCAGUCAUUAUUACGUAUUCAGAAAGACGGUCAGAGACAAAGUUUAAGUGAUUGAAAAAACUGAACUACAGCAAGACUUGGAUUGUUAUUUGUAUAGUCUUGCGGUAAGCGGAAACAUUCCAAUAUCACAAUGACAACCAGGAACGCCUACAGCUGCUUCACGGCCAGAGAGGAAAAACAAAAUGGAGUGUAUCUGCAGGAGUAAUAAAUGACAGGACUUGUUUGUGAGCAUCAUGAAUAUUUUUUUCCAGGUGGAUGACUAAAUGUUCUAGAAGACACUGCCAAAUACACUUUUCUGCCACAAGGGAUGAAUGCAUAAUGCCCCUGUACCCAACCUUUGCUGAUCUCUACAUCCCUAUGUUAUUCUAUUUUGCAGAGCUGUUUCUGUGGUACACUACACACUAUCUAGCAGUUUAUAUGGAAGGAAUAGUUAUUUGCAUCGACAGAACGCUCGGGCCGGGCAGCAUGAAAACGAAGCAAUCAUGCCAUCAUUCCAAUGUUUAAAUGAUGCAUAGGAUUUUAUAAUGUAAAUGUGGAAAAACGAUUUUUAUCACACAUGCAAGCAGAAUUUAAUUUUACUAGUAUUGCUCUAGCUUAUAAAGUUGCUUAGGACUUCUGCACAUUUGUUAGUAGAUUCCAGAGUUCAAACAUUAUCAUUUACCCGUUAUGGCACAAUCAUCCCCGUCACUUUGCAGGGCUGGAUGCAGUUCAUCCAGAAGGGGAACCUGCGGUCUGCUGCAGCUAUUGUUUGGGAGCUGCACUGCACUUGCAUGGCCCAUGGACAUUUAGAGAAAAUCAGAAGAUUUAGCCACACUGAGAUCCACAACAGGAAAAAAAUAAAUAAAUUAAUGUGUUCAGUACUCAAACACUGAAGAUAACAAAGAACAAAGAUACAGGGAGAUGAUCCGAAACACUUUAUCAAAACAGGUGUGUGCUGAUUUUUACCAUUGGCUCAGCCAGAAUGACGUUAACCAGUGCUGUGAGCAAAAUGGACUUGAGAUAAUAAAAUGAGCUAAAUCUGACUUCCUAUCUGAACUGAAUCAAAAGUACCUUUAAAAGUACUCAAGAUAUCAAAUAAAUAUUGACUUUUUAUUAGGGUUGUUUUUUUUUUUUUGUAACACAAAUUUGAAAAUAAAAAAUAAAAGUUUGUCCAGCCCAUAGAAGAUACUGACCUAUUGAUGGCCAGAAGGUGGGACAGAUAGACAACCAAAUAUAUAUAUAUAUAUAUAUAUAUAUAUACACACACACACACACACACACACACACACUAUUUCAAACCCGGCACUCCAACAGGGCAGCUGAACCCUACUUACAGUACUUGCUUGUGUGCCCUCCUGGGGUAAGGCAGCCCCAUGUAUAGCAGAAAGAACAAGGUGGCGCUCCAAGACUGAUAAACAAAUGAACUGUAGUGCACAACACAAACAGCACUGCUGUUUGUGCACUAAAGUUCAUUUAUUUAUCAGUCUUGGAGUGCCGCCUUGUACUUACUGCUAUAUACAUAAAUAUAUAUAUAUAUAUAUAUAUAUACAUAUACAUACACACACACAUUGUACUGACAGAGUUGUUCAGCUGCAGUGCAAACAUCCAAACCUUUUCAUCAUGCAUUCAUUAUUUCUCCACAUAAACCCGAGCAAGUGGUUUGGAUUUUGAUCAGGGAAUAUGAACCAAAACAUGGCACAGUGAUUGGUAAAUUUAGUUGACACUGUCUACCCAAAUUAAUAUCCCGACACAUGGCGAACUUCACCUUUGAUAUAUGAUUAAAAAGUAUAAUAGAUCAAUUCACAGCUUUUCAAUUAGACAACCCUUAAAAUGAAUUACGAAACUACAUAUUCUUAAAAAUGGGUGUGAUAGAGGAUGCCAGCAGGCGGGAUGCCAGCGGUCGCAUGAGUGACACUGGUACCCCAACAAUGAAAAUGCCGACAGGGGUAAUUAUUUAACCCCUCCAGUCCCCUACCCUAACCCGCAUGGGGUGGCAGCUAUGGCUAACCCCACUCUAGUUCCUAACCCCAAAAGAUCACCCCAACGAGUCCUAACCAUCACCCCGAUACAUACCUUCGGGAUGUCGGCUGUCGGUGUGCCGGCACCAGGAUUCCGAGUGUUGUCGGGAUUUUAGCAUCGGUCACUGACCGCAUCCCACUUUUAACACUGUUCAAGUUUUAUUGUUGGUUGUGUCUAUAUUUCUAUAUAAAAAAUUAUGUAUAUUUCUUUUAAGAAAAGAUGCACUUCCAAAAACAUUAACAUGUUAUUGUAAUAAACUAUAUAUAUUUUUUAAGGCUUUAUGCUUUUUGGUUAC